CUUCGAACUUUUCCGAUCCAUUGUCUUAAUUGCCACCACCGUGUGUUAUAACUGCUAGACAGACAUUCAAGAUGGCCCAAUCUGGUGUUUCCGUUUCGCCCGAGUGCAUCACUGCAUUCAACGACCUCAAGCUCGGCAAGUCGACCAAGUGGAUCAUCUACAAGAUCUCGGACGACUGGAAGGAGAUUGUCGUUGAGGACUCGUCGACCGAGGCCAACUACUCCGUCUUCCGCGAGAAGCUUCUCAACGCAAAGAGCAAGGACCGAAGAGGAAACGAGGGCAUUGGUGGCAGAUACGCCGUCUACGAUGUCGAGUACGACACCGCCGGCGAGGGCAAGAGAAGCAAGAUUACCUUCAUCGCCUGGGUCCCCGAUGAUGCAUCGCAAUACCCCCGCAUGAUGUACUCAUCGUCCAAGGAAGCCAUCAAGCGCGCCCUCAACGGCCUUGCCGCCGAUAUCCAGGCCAACGACCCCGAUGACAUCGAGUACGAGAGCAUCGUCUCCAGAGUCGCCAAGGGUCGCUAAACAUCUCGCCCUCACGAACCCCCUAAUCUCUGCUUGAUCCGAUCGACGAGUAGCCGUGGUUCCUUGCCACAUGAAGCAGUUUCCUUUUACAAAGCAAGAAGCGCAGACAGAAGACGUUGGAGAAUGAUGAGAGGUGCUGCCCACAGAACGAGCC
Aureobasidium pullulans EXF-150 is the source of this 678-nucleotide messenger RNA. RefSeq lists its product as uncharacterized. Lineage: Eukaryota; Fungi; Ascomycota; Dothideomycetes; Dothideales; Saccotheciaceae. Gene Ontology annotation, molecular function: actin filament binding. The coding region runs from base 72 to 524 and encodes 150 amino acids. Gene Ontology annotation, cellular component: cytoplasm; actin cytoskeleton; actin cortical patch. Gene Ontology annotation, biological process: actin filament severing; actin filament depolymerization; cell motility. The transcript has 6 exons. The record is from RefSeq and is a predicted model, not a curated record.